CCAAACAAAACCAAAAAGAACAAAAAUAAAAAAGACGAAACCGAACCAUUCAUCAUAGGUUGAAUCGCCGACGAUAUCCCCCAACGGAGCCACACACACCGGCGACUUCAAUCAUCCCUCUGGUAGUAAACUAACCUGGAUCCUCGUCUUCUUACAGUCGUUGACUUUGAGGCCAAUUGAAUCUUUUGGGGUUGCUUGGAGAUGAUGGUUUAGGGAAAUGUUCAAGGCAACUAUGUUAUAUGACUGAUAUCACUCUGAAGCCUUUUGGUGGGAAUCAUCUCUAGUUUUUUUUCUAAGACCCCUUAUUGCAUGUAUGUUGAGACUGUUUCAGACCUGCAAAGGUGGGCGCUUUACCGGAGUUUUGCAGCCUUUCGGACCACUUCUCAGAGAAUUCUCAGCACCCGCAAUUGCUCUGGAAGAUUAUUGUAGGACACAACAUGGGAUUGAUAUUCAGCAUGGUAAAAGGAUUGAUGAUGAUGUUCACAUGCUUUUCAGACACUGCACUAAACUACAGUCAGCCAAGUGCCUUCACGCGCGUCUCAUUGUCUCCCAAGCAAUCCAAAACGUCUGCAUCUCUGCUAAACUUGUUAACCUCUAUUGCUAUCUUGGGAGCCUUGUUCUGGCUAGGCAUGCCUUUGACAACAUCCAGAACAGAGAUGUUUACGCUUGGAAUGCGAUGAUCUCUGGUUAUGUCCGUUUGGGAAACUCUUCAGAAGCUAUUAGGUGUUUUAGUCUCUUCAUGAUGACUUCUGGACUACAACCUGAUUACCGCACUUUCCCUUCUGUCUUGAAAGCUUGUAGAAGUUUGCUUGAUGGGAUGAAGAUCCAUUGCUCGGCUCUGAAGUUUGGGUUUGUGUGGGACGUCUUCGUUGCUGCGUCGUUGGUCCAUUUGUAUUGCCGGUAUGGACCGGUGGCGAAUGCACGCAUGCUCUUUGAUGAGAUGCCUGUUCGAGACAUGGGUUCUUGGAACGCAAUGAUCUCAGGUUACUGUCAAAGCGGAAACGCCAAGGAGGCGUUAGCUCUCUCUAAAGAGCUGAAAGUCAUGGAUGCUGUGACUAUUGUAAGUCUCCUUGCGGCUUGCACAGAGGCUGGAGAUUUCGUUAGAGGAGUUUUGAUUCAUUUGUACUCUAUUAAACAUGGGCUGGACUCUGAGUUGUUUGUUUCCAACAAGCUGAUUGAUAUGUAUGCUGAAUCUGGUAACCUUAAGGGAUGCCAGAAGGUUUUUGACAGGAUGAUUGUGAGGGAUUUGAUUUCUUGGAACUCUAUUAUUAAGGCUUAUGAGCUGAAUGAGAAGCCGCUUAGAGCGCUUAGGCUGUUUGAGGAGAUGCGGCUAAACAGAGUUCAACCAGACUGCCUCACUUUGAUUAGUUUGGCUUCUACGCUUGCGCAGUUAGGGGACGUCUUGGGUGGUAGAUCCGUGCAGGGCUUCACUUUGAGGAAAGGCUGGCUUUUGGAAGACAUUACCGUUGGGAACACGGUUGUUGAUAUGUAUGCAAAGCUAGGCCUUGUAGAUUCAGCAAGAGCAGUGUUUGAUUGGCUCUCAAAUAAAGAUGUGAUUUCUUGGAAUACAAUAAUAUCUGGGUAUGCUCAAAACGGUUUUGCUACUGAAUCCAUUGAGAUGUAUAACGAAAUGGAGGAGGAGGAAGAAGGUGGAGAGAUGAUAACCCCUAACCAAGGGACUUGGGUGAGUGUUUUGCCCGCUUGUUCUCAGUCUGGAGCGCUUCGUCAAGGUAUGAAAAUCCAUGGCCGUCUCUUGAAGAACGGUCUUUGCUCAGAUGUAUUCAUCGGAACAAGCCUUGCGGAUAUGUAUGGAAAAUGUGGACGGCUAGAGGAUGCACUCUCUUUGUUUUAUCAAAUCCCAAGAGUCAGCUCGGUGCCGUGGAACACGUUGAUAGCGUGUCACGGCCUUCACGGGCAUGGGGAGAAGGCAAUGAAGCUGUUUAAAGAGAUGCUUGAUGAAGAAGUGAAACCUGAUCAUAUCACAUUUGUGACUCUGUUGUCAGCUUGUAGCCAUUCUGGACUAGUAGACGAGGGUCGAUGGUGCUUUGAGAUGAUGCAAACGGAUUACGGCAUAGCACCUAGCUUGAAACAUUACGGUUGUAUGGUAGACUUGUUUGGUAGAGCUGGUCAGUUAGAAACCGCGUUUAGCUUCAUCAAAACCAUGCCGAUUCAGCCUGAUGCAUCUAUCUGGGGAGCUCUUCUCGGUGCUUGUAGAGUGCAUGGAAACGUGGAUUUGGGCAAGGUUGCGUCUGAGCAUCUGUUCGAGGUUGAACCUGAGCAUGUAGGGUAUCAUGUUUUACUGUCAAACAUGUACGCUAGUGCUGGAAAAUGGGAGGGAGUCGAUGAGAUACGAGGGAAAGGUUUGAGGAAGACACCAGGUUGGAGCUCAAUGGAAGUAAACAACAGAGUCGAAGUGUUUUACACGGGGAACCAAACGCAUCCCAUGUGUGAGGAAAUCUACAAGGAGUUGACGUUGUUGCACGAGAAGAUGAAGAUGAUUGGGUAUGUACCGGACCAUAGGUUUGUGCUGCAGGAUGUUGAGGACGAUGAGAAAGAGCAUAUACUGAUGAGUCAUAGUGAAAGGUUGGCUAUUGCGUUUGCGCUUAUUACCACUCCUCCAAAGACAAGGAUUCAGAUUUUUAAGAACCUGAGGGUGUGUAGUGAUUGCCAUAGCGUUACCAAGUUCAUAUCGAGAAUCACUGAGAGAGAGAUCGUUGUGAGGGAUUCGAACCGGUUUCAUCAUUUCAAGGAUGGAGUCUGCUCUUGUGGUGAUUACUGGUGAUUAACUGGGUCCAAUCAAAUAUUGUUUUGGUGCCUUAGGAUCUGUCAGUAUCUUUGUGUGGUUCUGUUUAGCUUGCUACCUCUGACUUUACCAUGGAGUCGUAUGAAGCCAGAUAAAUGAAGGCUUGUUAUGCAUUAUCCUGUGGAUUGGAGCUCAGACAGGUUCUUAUGGAUAACAUGGUCGAGAUCAAAGGCGUUAACGUCUUCUUACAGUAAUGGAUGGCGAGUUUGAUGCAAACAUCUUUUGUCCUCUCUUUAGACGGUAUGAAACCUCCUCUGCUCCAAAAAAUGUUGCGAAAGUUGAGUUAUACUCCUAAUCAAAAGUUGUUUUCUAAAUUUGUUUGUCGGAUCUGCAAAUUUUGUUAAUCUUAUACAAGUAUGAGAAUACAUAAUUUAACAGAUAAUCAUUCAUUUUGUA
Raphanus sativus (radish) is the source of this 3199-nucleotide messenger RNA. RefSeq names its product pentatricopeptide repeat-containing protein At4g33990. NCBI's taxonomy places the organism in Eukaryota, Viridiplantae, Streptophyta, Magnoliopsida, Brassicales, Brassicaceae. The record is from RefSeq and is a predicted model, not a curated record. Gene Ontology annotation, biological process: RNA modification. Gene Ontology annotation, molecular function: zinc ion binding; protein binding; RNA binding. Bases 314 to 2782 code for a protein of 822 amino acids. The transcript is spliced from 3 exons.